AUGGCCGCGUGGUUCCCGGAGAUGCGAAUGAUUGAGCUCGAGAUUUGCUGGGAGACGAGACGACGCCACGCGCGCGCGGCGUUCCGGAGCAAAGUGAUUGCUCUUGCUCGCUCGCACAUGGAGAGUUGGAGACCGCACUUCCACGGAAGCGUCCGUCCCUACCGCGCUCACGGAGGUCCCCGCCGCCGCCUCCGCCGCCGUCGAGAGAUCCGGCCGCACGUCUCCCUCCCCUCCGUCCCGGGCGCCGAGGUCCGGGCGCACCCCCGCUCCGUCCCGAGCGCCGCACCGUCCCGCCCGCCGCGCCCCGGCCGCCGCGCCGUCGACCCCGGCAACGCCGAUCCGUCCCGGGACCUCUCGACGGACGUGCAGGAGGCGCUGGACGCGGCGCCGCUCGACCCCGCCCGCUGCGCCAUCCGCACGGCGCGCGACACCGCCCGCCGGCCGGACCAGGGCAGCACGCCUCCCUCCCCUCCGGCGCACCGCAUCUCGACUUCUCCCGGCGGCUGCUGGGCAGCACGCCUCCCUCCCCUCCGGCGCACCGCACCGGGACUUCUCCCUGCGGCUGCUCGUCCGUCGCCCGUUCUCUUUGGUGGAUGGCUUGGCGCCUUGGCUCCUGGCGCCCAGGCCUGGACGUGCGUGCUGCAGGUCCAGCUCAAGUCCUGCAGCGGCAGGCAAGGUCACCCGAUCCACCGGCCUGGAGGCUCACACGGCCGGCCACCAUCAGCUGCAACAAGAGCAGAGUCAAGAACGGCACACGAAGGGAAGGACAGCAAGCACUAACAAAUUAACAUCUUGACCUUGGGAUUUUUGGGCUCGUGAAUGCUUGGCUUUUGAUUUGUUUUGCAGGUCUCCACCGAGCGUGUGUGUGUGUGGGACAUCCCAGCUCCAAUCGAACUUGUUCUUCAUCAGCAUUAUCUCGCCCGGAUGGUGUUUGGUGAAAUGUUUCACACAAUUUUUCUUUGUCUGAUGAUUUUGCUACAUUUGGUUUAGGCCCUUGUUGAGUAGUUUAUCUUGUUCUAGGGUUGUUAUUCAUCUGUAGUUUGUCUUUCCUCUUACUAGAUUUAUUUACAAGUUUUAGGCUUACUUGUUUUUCCUGCUUUAUCUAAAAUCAGAAAAGCAAAACAAAAAUUAGUUUCUUUUGUAUUCGUGCUUGUUAGAUUUAUUUCCUCCCCUCCUCCCUCCUCGAAGCUGCGGAGCUGUGCGGCGCGGACGGGCCUCGCUGCGGCCAGCUCCCGGCAGAGACAAGGCGGGCAGAGCAAGGGCGGACGGCAGGCGCGCGGAGCAAGGGCGGGCGGACGGCGGGCGCGCGGAGCAAGGGCAGCCGGCCGGCGGGCGCGCGGAGCAAGGGCGGUAUACAUUCGCCGCCUUAUGAUUCAGAUACGUCGUGUUUUCGAUCAUCUGUGCAUUAUGCUGGGUGAGGUUAUUUCUACGGUACCUCUACAACCAAGAAAGCAACUGAAUUCUCCAUUGACGGUAUGCAUUAGAACUCUUGUAAUUUCUCUGCACUCCUACAAGGCUUUGAAUUUAACAGGUGUGUUGCUAUACUCUGCAUAUGCUAUCCAUCUCACACUUAAUUAGGGAGGGACCUAGGUGCAAAGCAUUUGUCCUAUUAAGUUUUGCAUUUUAUUUUAUGUUUCAAUCAGGUACAAGUUAUAAAAGCUAUGUAAAAUCAAGAUUCUCAUAACUCGAUCUAUGGAAUAGAUAUAUUCAAAUUCAAAUA
Messenger RNA from Panicum virgatum (switchgrass), 1720 nucleotides. RefSeq lists its product as uncharacterized. The coding region runs from base 1 to 780 and encodes 259 amino acids. NCBI's taxonomy places the organism in Eukaryota, Viridiplantae, Streptophyta, Magnoliopsida, Poales, Poaceae. The record is from RefSeq and is a predicted model, not a curated record. The transcript is spliced from 4 exons.